Scheffersomyces stipitis CBS 6054 is the source of this 381-nucleotide messenger RNA. RefSeq lists its product as uncharacterized. The transcript has a single exon. The record is from RefSeq and is a predicted model, not a curated record. Gene Ontology annotation, molecular function: zinc ion binding; protein-folding chaperone binding. The annotation marks the transcript as partial. Lineage: Eukaryota; Fungi; Ascomycota; Pichiomycetes; Serinales; Debaryomycetaceae. Gene Ontology annotation, cellular component: mitochondrion. Gene Ontology annotation, biological process: protein import into mitochondrial matrix; protein stabilization; protein folding.
AGUUUCAAGGUCAAAGAUCCUCAACUUAUGAUAGCAUUCACUUGUAAGAAAUGUGAUACGAGAUCUUCGCAUACUUUCUCUCGUCAAGCUUAUUAUAAAGGUACUGUCGCCAUUCAGUGUCCUGGGUGCAAAAAUCGUCAUUUGAUAGCAGACAACUUAAAGAUCUUCAAAGACAAUAAAUUUUCAUUGGAAGAUGUUCUCCGAGCCAAGGGAGAGUCAGUAGCUACUGAUGUAAACGAUUUGGUGUUUGAAGACAUUCCAGAGAGCUUGAAAAGCACUCUUGGUCAUUAUGCCAAAGAUGCCCCAGAGGAGUAUAAGCAGGGGCCAGAAGACUUAGAAGAAGUGAAGUCGUUGCCAAACUCUGAAGAGAAAAAGGUGUAG